UCCUUGCAAACAACCCGCGGGCCGCGCGCCCUUAUAUCAUCGUUGGCCCCGCGCUCGAGCCGGUUCUGCCAAGAUGGAUAAAACGGGCGACCGGCAGCAGGAGGAGGAUGGCUUCGGCGCGCGUCUUCGAAGACUCUCGGCAAAGUGCUUGCAGAUGCUGUUCCACGCCGCACUCGUGGCCGCCCUGGUGGCACUUCCCUGCUCCUGGGCAAAGGUGUUCGAGAAAUGCGAGCUGGCACGGGAGCUUCUCUAUGUGCACGGAUUCCCCGAAGACCAGAUACCGCAGUGGGUGUGCAUCGCCGAGCAUGAGAGCCUCUUCAACAGCAGCGCAGUCGGCCACAUGAACUGGGACGGCAGCGCAGACCACGGUCUCUUCCAGAUCAACGACCGGUACUGGUGCAGCCCGCCUGGACCUAAGAACGAAUGCUACAUUGACUGCGCCGACCUCGAGGAUGACGACAUAACUGACGACGUUGAAUGCGUGCGCCUCAUUUAUAAGAGGCACGGAUUCUCCGCCUGGGCCGUGUGGAGGGGCCUCUGCAGAGGAGUCAACUACAGCAAUUACUUAAACGAAUGCAUUUCCGGCAAAGUCGGAGCCGUCAACUCAGUCCUCUGGAAUUACGGGAGGAAAUAGAAA
Molecule: messenger RNA, 637 nt
Organism: Dermacentor silvarum
Lineage: Eukaryota; Metazoa; Arthropoda; Arachnida; Ixodida; Ixodidae
Product: lysozyme c-1-like
Exons: 6
Coding region: 74-634 (186 amino acids)
Molecular function (GO): lysozyme activity
Source: RefSeq, a predicted model, not a curated record